Molecule: messenger RNA, 576 nt
Organism: Linum tenue
Lineage: Eukaryota; Viridiplantae; Streptophyta; Magnoliopsida; Malpighiales; Linaceae
Source: the annotation of a GenBank genome assembly
AGCACAACUCACUAAUCAUGGAUACCGGCUGCAGGCAACCGCGAUUCCGACUACCUACUUUUCCGCUCCCAGUUUCCGUGGCGGGUUCUCAAUAUGUCCUCCCAAUUCCCCGCCAAGAACCCUGGAGAACGGGCAAUGAUUCCAGGUGUUGCAGAGGGAUUAAAAUGGCUGGUCGCAGAAGUGAAAGGAUCGUGUGUAGCGGAUGGUUCCUGCCCGUGGAUGCAUGGGCGCCAACCAUUGAUUCACAGAGCAUUGCCCCUCAGCUCUUCGCACUCUCUUUGUUUCCUUAAAGAUUUGUAGCGGAUGGUUCCUUACAUUGGCUUCUUGUACUUCAUCACCAAAUCCAAGACUGCUCCAGGCCUUACCCUCUUCGGAUUCUACUUCUUGCUCGCCUUUGUGGGCGCUACAAUUCCAGCUGGAAUUUAUGCAAAAGUGCAGUAUGGAACUUCCUUGUCUAAUGUGGAUUGGUUGCAUGGUGGAGCUGAAUCGCUUCUCACCUUAACAAACAUAUUCAUCGUCCUGGGCUUGAGGCAAGCCCUUAGGAAAGGGAGCGAAUCAGAUAAGAAGGGCGAUUGA